This is a messenger RNA of Oncorhynchus mykiss (rainbow trout), 2815 nucleotides long. RefSeq names its product polypyrimidine tract-binding protein 1. NCBI's taxonomy places the organism in Eukaryota, Metazoa, Chordata, Actinopteri, Salmoniformes, Salmonidae. The record is from RefSeq and is a predicted model, not a curated record. Gene Ontology annotation, biological process: mRNA processing. Gene Ontology annotation, molecular function: RNA binding. Gene Ontology annotation, cellular component: nucleus.
AAAUUUACUAGCUAGCUGGGCUAAUCACGUUUCGUUUCUCUGUUCUCCGCCAUUUUGUAAGGGUAUAAGAAAAGUCGGUCAAGCAAAACAGACUUGAUGGUCUAAUCAAACUGUGUAACUAUCUAGUUUUGUGUUGUGCAAUGGACGGCCGUCCAGAGACUGAUUUGUAUCCCAUGGGAUCCACUUACGUCACUGAACUAGACAGUGUCCAUGAUAUUACAGUUGGUACAAAGAGAGGAUCAGACGAGCUUUUCUCCUGCGCCUCAAACGGACCCAAUAUAAUGACCUGCGCAGCAGCCAAUGGCAAUGACAGCAAGAAGUUCAAAGGUGACAUAAGGAGCCCGGGCAUCCCGUCGCGUGUAAUCCACAUGCGCAAGCUCCCCGACGACAUCAACGAGGCUGAGGUCAUCUCCCUGGGCCUGUCCUUUGGUAAAGUCACCAACCUGCUCAUGCUCAAAGGGAAAAACCAGGCCUUCGUAGAGAUGAACACGGAGGACGCGGCCCAGGCCAUGGUCAGCUAUUAUGCCUCUGUGACGCCCGUCAUCCGCAACCAUCCCAUCUUCCUGCAGUACUCCAACCACCAGGAGCUCAAGACUGACAACUCCCCCAACCAAGUGAGAGCCCAGGCGGCACUGCAGGCGGUGAACGUAGUGCAGACGGGGGGCGUGCCCAUGGCAGGGGUGGAUGCCUCGGCCGGCAUGAGCGGGGCCAGCCCCGUCCUGCGUGUCAUAGUGGAGAACCUCUUCUACCCCGUCACCCUGGACGUGCUGCAUCAGAUCUUCUCCAAGUUCGGAGCGGUGCUGAAGAUCAUCACUUUCACCAAAAACAACCAGUUCCAGGCCCUGCUGCAGUACUCUGACAGCCUGACUGCUCAGCACACAAAACUUUCUUUAGAUGGGCAGAACAUCUACAACGCCUGCUGCACCCUCCGCAUCAACUUCUCCAAGCUGACCAGCCUGAAUGUGAAGUACAACAAUGACAAGAGCCGGGACUACACGCGUCCCGACCUGCCCACGGGGGACAGCCAUCCCUCAAUCGACCACCAGGCUAUGGCUGCAGCCUUCGGUGAGUACUAUGGUCCUCCUGGGAUUAUCUCGGCCAACCCAUAUGCGGGAGCUCACGCCUUCCCCCCAGCCUUCACCAUUCAGCAAGCUGCAGGCCUGACGAUGCAGGGGGUUCCUGGAGGCCUGGCCCAUCUGACCAUGCCUGGGGCUGCAGUGGCUGCAGGCAGAAUGGGCUUCCACCAACUCACCGGUGGCAACUGUGUUCUGCUGCUCAGUAACCUCAACCCAGAGAGAGUUACGCCCCAAAGCCUCUUUAUUCUUUUCGGUGUAUAUGGUGAUGUAAUGAGAGUGAAGAUCCUGUUCAACAAGAAGGAGAAUGCUCUGAUCCAGAUGUCUGAUGGGACUCAGGCGCAGCUAGCAAUGAGCCACCUGAAUGGCCAGAGGCUACACGGGACAGCGCUGCGAGUCACCCUGUCCAAACACACCAACGUUCAGCUGCCCCGUGAGGGCCACGAGGACCAGGGCCUGACAAAGGACUACAGCAACUCCCCUCUGCACCGCUUCAAGAAGCCCGGCUCCAAGAACUACUCAAACAUAUUCCCUCCCUCAGCCACCCUGCACCUCUCAAACAUCCCUCCCUCUGUGGUUGAGGAUGACCUUAAGAUGCUGUUUGCGAGCUCUGGUGCAAUGGUCAAGGCCUUCAAGUUCUUCCAGAAAGACCGCAAGAUGGCUUUGGUCCAGAUGGACUCAGUGGAGGAGGCCAUCGAGUCCCUCAUCAAGUUCCACAAUCACGACCUGGGCGAGAACCACCACCUGAGGGUGUCCUUCUCCAAAUCCACAAUCUGAGGGGGCAGCCCAAAACGCUACUGCUUAACGGGCCGUAGUGAGUUGUGGUGACUCGGCUCUUCAUAGUAGCCUCAACCACAGAAUUAAUUUACAUCAUUCCUAGUAUAUGAUAUUUAUAUACGCAAAGCUAUGUACAUUGACCUAUGGAAAAAGUAAUUUAACACCUGGUUUUACUUGGGUUUUACAUUCUUAGUUUUCUAUUAUCUUGCCUUUUUGAGGUGAAUGAAUUCCUUGCUCUGUCUCUCUGCACACACAAGUAGUUUACACUUGCCUUUCUGAGUCUGACUAAAGACACUCGCCUAGCCUAAACUUCAGCCUACUGGAAAGUUCCAUUUGCCUUUGGGGUCCAGAACCACUAGGCACUGAGGUACUUCUGUGAUGCCUCAUGUCGUCUUUGCCUUCUGAUGUUUUCUGUGCCUUACUAAAGAAGUCUUGCGUCCUUCAAAUGUAUAUUUUGGGCAUUUUACAAGAUAAUUGUUUUGGCCAUAAUCCCCUCUCAAACCCUUUGUUUGCAAAGACCAGGUUUACAGCUGAUUUAUGGGUUUACCAUUUUGUAUGAAAUGUAUUACAAGGUUGUCCAUUUCUCCCCCCCCCCCCCAUAUAUCAUGAAGGUGUCUUUUUUUUAUAAUUUUUUUGACUCGUUUUAAAAGUUGAGAUAACUAGUUGCAAGAUUCAAUCCACAAUGCUAUAUAUACAUACACACCCACACGCCGGUACAAUGGGUUAUGUGAUUCAUAUUCCUAGUCUUGUUUAAUGUAUCUCUAGAUGUAGGUUGUUUUUAGAAUUUUCUGAAAUGUAUGCAAUAAUUUUUGUACAAAUCUAAUAUUGGCCACAAUUGUUAUUCCAAUAUAACAAUUGUGGCCAAUUGGUCAGUGGUUGCAGGUCUUGGUCAGUGGUUGCCUUAACCACUGUGCCUUUGCAAAAGGUCUAUUGGCUGAGCUUUCCUGAUAAAAGUGUAUUUAUGA